AUGGAAUACGAUCAGACAGAAUACGAAGGUGACACCUACUACAAUAAUUAUAAUGAAGACAGAUACAGCGAUGCCGAUCCUUAUGAGCCUAAAAUGCCUGAUAUUAUCAAGAAAUUUUUACUCUACUUCAGAAACGCCAUUAAUGAAGGAAUGGUGUAUGAAAUGCAAAAUUUAUAUGAAAAUACGUUUCCAAAACUAUCCGAUCAAUUUUUUGACAAAGCUCCAUGGCCUAGCGAUAAGGAAGUCCGCACCAUUAUGGAUGAUGAUAAAACAUUCUUAAUGCUGUACAAAGAACUGUACUAUCGACAUAUUUUUGCUCGUGUACCAAAUGGACCUUCAACAAAACAGCGUUUUGGAUCAUUUUACAAUUACUGUGAUCUAUUCAAUUAUAUCUUUACUUGUGAGACUCCGGUACCAUUAGAAUUACCCGAACAAUGGUUAUGGGAGCUUGUUGAUGAGUUUGUGUAUCAAUUCCAAUCCUUUACCCAAUUUCGGUCUCGAAGUCGGAAAACUCAAGAAGAAAUUGAUAUGCUUGCUUCAAAUAAUGAAGUAUGGAAUGUCUUGUUGGUUUUAAACGUUCUGCAUUCGUUUAUUAAUAAAUCCAAUAUCAAACUGCAAUUGGAAGUUACUGCAAGUGGGGGAGAUCCAGAUUCUGUAGCUGGAGAAUUUGGCCGUCAUUCUCUAUAUAAAAUGUUGGGUUAUUAUUCAAUGAUUGGACUGUUGCGCUUACAUAGCCUUUUUGGAGAUUAUUAUUUAGCCAUUAAGGUUUUGGAAAACAUUGAUAUGCAUAAAAAGAACGCAUAUAGUUCUGUACCAGCAUGUCACAUUUCUACAGCAUACUAUGUUGGAUUUGCUUACAUGAUGAUGCGUCGCUAUUCUGAUGCGAUUCGUACAUUUAGUUCAAUUUUGUUGUACAUUCAAAGAACAAAGCAGCUUUUCCAGACUCGCACAUACCAGAAUGAUCAAAUUAACAAACAGACUGAUCAGAUGUACACAUUAUUAGCUAUGUGUUUAGUUUUACAUCCACAGUGCGUUGAUGAAUCAAUCCAGCAAGUAUUACGUGAAAAGAACUACACUGACAGGAUGUUUAAAAUGCAAUACGGUGAUUUACAAGAGUUUGAAAAUUGUUUCCAACUGGCUUGUCCUAAAUUCUUAUCAAUGGACCCAGCUGAAGAUUCAGUUAAAGAAGCAGUGAAAUAUCAAACCUCAGUUUUUAUGUCUGAAGUUAAACAACAAAAAAUGUUGCCUACAAUUCGCAGUUAUUUGAAAUUAUACACAACUCUGCCAAUUAAUAAAUUGGUGACAUUUAUGGCACAAGGACAACAAGGUCAACACGAAGGUAAUGAACCUACCGAUGACAAAGAAAAUUUGACUAAACAUUUAUUGUGUUUCAAACACAAAAUGAAGAAUAUUGUAUGGAAUAAAGGUGCAUCUGGAUUAGAUGGAUACUUUCAUUCAGGAUCUGAGUUGGACUUUUAUAUUGAUCGUGAUAUGAUACACAUAGCAGAUACCAAGGUUGCUCAUCGUUAUGGGGAUUUCUUCAUUAGAAAAGUAUUGAAAUUUGAAGAGCUUAAUCGUAAGCUAAAAGCUAUAAAGGUUUAA
This is a messenger RNA of Macrosiphum euphorbiae (potato aphid), 1602 nucleotides long. The record is from the annotation of a GenBank genome assembly. Lineage: Eukaryota; Metazoa; Arthropoda; Insecta; Hemiptera; Aphididae.